CAAAAAAGGAAAGUUGCUCCGAUACUCGCCCUGUAAAACCUAGAAAACUCCCAAGACUGUUUCCCCUUCCAGGUCAAUAUACUGUACACAUGAGUUGAGAUAACACUUGAGGUGCACCAGGCUUCAACUUGAAGGCACUGACCAUGGCUUCAAAACAGGACAGUUCACGGUCAGAGUCCCCAGCAGAGAUUGACUUCUCUGUAAUACGGACGGCGAUUCAAAUGAACCGUUCAAUGCUUGAACAAAUCUUACAUGGCGUUCAUUAUGGAUCUGAGGAGACUCGCACUCUGCUACAUGAUGAGUGUGACUUCAUACUGGAGUGUCGUGUUUGCCGUAAUAUGUUCCGCAGUCUUCCAAACUUUGUCGCCCACAAGCGAGUGUACUGUACAGACUCACAUGAGGACAAGCGGCAGGGGGAAUGGAUGGCUGGUCGAUCAAACAUGGAGACGGUCAUUGUACAGCCAGAGGAUCCUGGGACCAGCCAUACGAGAUCUUCUCCCUCUGGUCAGCAUGCGAGCAGCUCUGUCGUUGAGAGAGUGGUUGGUAACAUGUUUGAUGGCAAGUCUUCUGCUUACGAGAUGUAUACACGAGCAGCUGAAGAUUUGGAAAGACAGCGAGUCACCAAAGUCACCAAUACUGUGACCUUGACCUCUAUUCCUACCAAUCGCAAUGCUGUAAUGGUGGAAAAUAGCCAGGGAGAUAAUGCUGAAGAGAUUUUGAGGGCUUAUAGAGAGAAAAAGCAGCGAGAGAGGACUAAACAGAUGGAAAUAAUUAAGGCUCGUAGAGAAAAGAAAUCAAUUGUUAAUCUUUGUGCUUCUCUUGCGAAACAGAAAUGCAAUGAGCCGGCAGCUGGUUUGCUAGUCAGACCCAUAUCAAAAGGGAUAUUGACUAGACCUCGAAAGUCAUCUCCUAGAAAAUCUGUUGAAUACCUGACAGAGUCUGAAGUGAAGAAACUUGAAGACAAAAAUAAAACAAAGUUGAAGCCAAUAUCCCACAGAAAUGAAAACGGGGCAACUGAAUUAGCCGCUACAAAUGCAGAUGAUAAGCAUUCUAAUAAAAGCAAGACUGUAGAGAAGAGUCCUGAGAAGAUGGAGACUGAUCAAGACUCUGUAGAAAAAACAAAUGACCAACAGUCAACACGACUUUUCUCUUAUUCCACCGGUGUGAAAAAAUGUGAUAAAUGCGAUCGAGUGUUCUGGAAAGCUAAAACCUAUUCUAGACAUUAUAGCUCAUGUAAAAAAAGUAUUGCCAAGAAGGAUGAUAAAGAUAAACUAUCAGGUGCUAGUUCACAGUCAAGCAGCUCAAGAUCGAGUUCAGAAAACUCUGAAAUUAGUAACAAAACACCCUCACCAAAGAAGAGCCCGAAGAAAGGAAGUGAUGUCACAACUCCAACACCAGAAUUGAUCGUAGUAGGACCUAAAGGAAAGAUCAUAAUGCGCAGUCGGAAUACAGAAUUGUUAAAACUUCAAGAGAAGCUCAGAGCUAAAGCAAUCUGGACAAGUGAUUCACAAGGUGACAAGACAGAUACGGCUGUGGUAGAACAGGGGAAUAGUAAAGACAAAGAACCACAAAAGGCAUCAACUGAAAAAAAUAAAAAACUCCUAGAAGGGCUUACAAAACCUUUAGUCAAAGAAGUACAAGACAAGGAAGCCUCACCUAUCAAGAACAGUGAAAGACCUUCAAGAUUAAGACAAGAUGAUGAUGAUAAUGAUGAUGAUGAUGAUGGUGAUGAGAAAGUCUCUGACAAUGAAGCUAUGGAAUAUUUAGAUACUAAUGAUGGAAAUUGUGGUAGUAAGAAUAUCAAUGAAAUCAGAAAACUUAGGGAGAGAUUAAGCAGAGAAGCAGGCUUAAAGGACGGAAAAGAUAUGCAUAAGGAUGAAUCAGAUCUAAAGACACCAAUAAUGGCAAGUACAGGUGUUCAUAAUGUAGGACUGAAGAGGCAGAGCCUUGAAAUACUGGAACUUGAAACUAAGUUGACAAGAGAGGCUCUAGGUAAAGAUACCAAUGACAAUAGUAAGAAAUUUCUCAGAAGUGGUGAAAAACAGGAAAGGGCAAAAUCUGUUGAAAAAGUAACAAAUAUUGGUCAUAAUGCAAGAAAGAGGAACAUUAGCCAAAGUGAGUCUGGUUCAAAUAUUAGAACCACAGAAGUUGGUGUUAAGCGACAUUUUAGGUCAAUAAGCGCAGGAGAGAGAACUCCUGAAAAGCUUCUGAUAGAAUCUGAAGUUCUUGAAAUGUCACCUGUGAGCCAUAGAAGGUCUCUUCCCUCUUCCCCUACACCUUCCCUUCAGUCAAACUCUGGAGAUGGCUAUAACAGGAAGUUUAAGAUGACUGUUAAAGAGAUGGCUGAACUGGUUGAGUCAGCCAGUCUGACCAAGUUUGCUAAGGACAGGAAAAAGCGAGCUAAGAAUUUCCUCACUAAGAAACAAAGUAAAGAUGCAUUAUCUGUUUCAACUUUAUCCAAACCAAUGAGAAGAAAAGCAAAGCCAAGUGUAACUAAGACUGAUAGGCCUGGCAGUGACUAUGAAGCUGGACAAUCUGAAGGUUCUGUUGAUACAAGCUAUAGUGAAAGUACUGAAGAAAGGUCCAAACAGCCAGCAAAACGCCUUUCCUUAGAACAGAAGAGGUUGCAAAACUCAGCAGGCUUUGUUGAAGAGAAGUAUUACAAAUCUGGUUCAGGAAAGCAUGAAAGUCUGACAGAAAAACUUAAUAGAGAGACUGAAGAGAGAAAAAGGCUCUCAAAGGAGCUAAAAAGGCUAGAAAAUUCUGCUGGGUAUGUUGAUAAGAAUGUUGAAGCAAUGCAAGCACACAAUUUUGAUGCUUCACAACCUAGAGAUUCAGAAGUUAAGUCAGAACUAGUAGGUGAUAGUGGUAAAGCAAAGCAGAUGGCUGACCAUGGAAGCUCUUCAAGGGAAUCCUCUCAUGAGAGACCUAAAUCAAAACUUUCCAGAGAAAUGAAAAAGCUGGAAAACUCUGCUGGCUUUGUGGAGGACAAUUUCUACAUUUCCUCACGAGAAUCCUCCAGGGACAGACAAAGUGACUACUCCAUUGACAAAACAAACAUGAACAAGGAACCUUUGCCAACUUCACGGGAUGCAUCGGUAGAUCGACACAGAAUUACUGACAGGUGUGUAGAAAGUCCAAAAUAUCCUAAGGAACUAAAGCUUCUUCAGAAUUCCGAAGGUUUUGUAGACAAAAAUGUGUAUGCCUUUCCUGUUUAUGGGGAUGAUCAAGGGGUAAUUUCUAGUGACUGUGAUGCAGAUGGUGGUAGAAAGUCGAGGGAAAAGGUACGGUCAGUGUUUGUACCAAGCAAGGAGGGAAGAUUUUCAUGUGUUCGCAGUAGCUCUGGAUCUUCCUGCGAAUCAAGGGAUCAAAAACAAGGAGAAAGUAGAAAGCUAGCGUCAGGUGUAAGAAGUUCAAUUGACAAGCCUAAAAUUGCCAGACCAUUUAUACAAAGUAACAAAGGAGACAGUCCUGUUAGAAACACGUUUGAAAUAAAAAAUAGUAAAUCAGGGAAAAUCAUCUCAGAGAGUUCAAUCAUCUCAGAGAGUUCUGUAGAUGAUAAAAAUAACUCUAAGGAUGAAAAACAUGCAGGGGAGACCGAUGUGAAAGAAAUAGAGAUUGAAAAUGAAAUUAACGAACUCAGAGAUAAAAAUGAAGAUAAGACACUAGAAAACAGACACAGGACAAGAUUGUCAACAGGAAGUAUCUUUUUUGACUCUGAACUGUUGAAAUUAAGUCCGUCAAAAUUAGAAAAGAGAUCUGUAUGGGAAGUGACAAAGAAAAGUAAGCAAGAUAAACAGAAAAAGGAGGAGACAUCGACAGUUUGUAAGAAGUUAAAUCUGUCGCCUAGAAAGAAACCAGAAAUGGUGAAAUGUAAACAAGCACCAGCAAGUUUUGGAUUUUAUCCAUUGUCUACUGGUUUAAAGCAGUGUCCAAAAUGUCAUGAAAGAUUUUGGAAGAAAAAAAGUUAUGACCGUCACAUAAAAACCAAAUGUUACACAGCAAAACAGGCUAUGUCUGGAAAGAAAAGAACAUUAUCCCUAUCACCUAAAGAGACUCUAGGUUCUGUUGAUAGUCGAAAGGCAGGGAAUAAUUCUGAAAAUGUGUCUAAAAAGAGAGCAAGGAUUGAUUUAAGUAUGGUAACUACUGCUGCAAUAAAUGAGAACAAUGAUUCAGUGAAUGAAAAUAUGAAAUCAGAGGGGAAUGAAAUGAAAUCAAAUAAAUCAAAUGUGACUGAAAAUGCAAAAAAGAAAUCCGAUAAGACAAUUCAUUAUGAGGAAAAGGAACCUUCAUCACCAGACUCUCCAAUAUUUACAAGGGCAAUAGAAAAGUCAGUUUCAGGUAUUGAAUUAUCGCCUAUAUUUCAGAAAAAAGCAAACAAAACAACAGAAAGAUUUCAGGGUACAGAAAGAGCCAAAUCAGGGCCUGGUGAAUCCACGGAUGUCAAGGUGAGGAAUGAUAAACAUGAUACAAAGCAUACCACAAAACAUUGUACUAUGGCAGCUGUAGAAGUAGAAGUCACAUGUUCAGACAAGCCAGACUCUGAUCUUGCUGGGGAGAAGUCGGUACGCAUGGACGUGAUGGUCGUAGAGGAAGAACCAAGACCUGGCCCAUCAUCACUCAGACAUGUGGAGGACCUGGCCAGUAUUGCUGGAACAUUAUCUCAAUCUAGCGAAGAUGAUGAUAGCGAGGUCGGUAGUGACUUUAGUGGAUUUUCCGAGGAUGAUCUACGUGUAACAGAGGCGGAGCUAACCUCACAUCUUGAGGCGCAGGGGCAGCGUGAUGAGGGAGAUAACUCUCACAUAGUUGACCUUGAGGGAGACUUGAGUGAUCUUGGUGUCAUUGACAUAUCCAGUGACCUUAAUCAUUCAGAUGAGGAGACAGAGGUCAAAGUUAAACCUGCAGCCAAUCAGAAGCCAGAAGAAAGGUCAGGUCGACCAGUCAGAAAGAGUGCUAAGGAGAGGUUUUCCCACUUCGAGGAGAUCUGGGUGUACAAGAAAGCAGGUCAAAGUACUGAGCAUGUGUACACGGGACAGCCCCCAGAGCCUGCACGAGCUGGUAAUUCCCCUAGUUUCCGGCGGGAAUAUGUGCGCGACUCUGAAAACCCCACUCGCCUGGUGUGCCACAGUUUUGUUGAGAUUGAGAAACUUGUGGAUGAAACGAGCAUGAAAUGUAAACAGUGUGACUGUCCAUGUACAAACUUGACAAAUCUGCGGCGGCACAUUAUUUCACACCUUGGCUGGAAGAGGUACAAAUGUAAACAGUGCUCCUUUACUUGUUAUGAUAAAUCAAGAAUCGCACGGCACACCGAAAAUGUUCAUGAGGAAGCCCUAACAGGGAGGAAUUUUAAUAAACUUGUAGUGGAUUUGAAACUAGCCGGAAAUAAAAUCAGGUCAAGAAAGCGGACCAAGUCGUUAAGGAAUACGAAAAAGCGUACAGAGAGUGGGACAGAUAUUUAUCAGAAACCCAAACCAGUGUUGAAUGUUAAAGGUUCAAGCUUCAAGUCACCAACUCAAAAGAAGACCCAAAAGUCUGUAGUAUGUGCUAAGGAAAAGAUUGAUUCUGAUGACAAGAAAUCAACUAUGGGUGUUGACACUGAAUUGGUUUCUAGGGAAAGAAACACGGACCCUCUAACUAAAGCAAGAAUGAAUUUAACUAAAGCUUUAAAAGUAGACUGAUGUUAUUGUAAGUAAUGUUUAUUGUGCAAUGUCUUACACAUGUAUACAUGUGCUAAAGUGAAAAGAUAUGCAGUGUGUAAUGGAAGUAGCCAUGGAAUUUAAUAUGUGUCUCGCCUUUUUCUAGGCCUUCACCAAGUCAGAUAUUCAGACUCAUUCCCACAGCCAAAUUUGUUAAAAUCCAGCUGAUUUCCCUGUAACCAAUUUCUACAAGUUACUCUUGGAGUUUCAGUCCAAAUUCAAAGAUUUAAGCAAUAAAAAUACCCAAUUUUUAGGGUAAUAUAACUUCCUCAAAUGCCUAGAUAAAUGCCUGCAUGGUUUUGUUAUCAGACAAACAGUGAAAUAGUCCUGCAUCAUGUUGUACAUUUUGUAAAAAACACAUUAAAAAGUCAAGAUUCAGAGACAUUUCCUUCACAUAAAUCAUUAUUUAAGUAUUCUUUUUAUUUUUAUCUUUUUUCAUUUUGCUAACAGAAUGAAUGAAAUUGCUUGUAUGAUUUCUUUAUUAUUUCCUUUUAUUACAUGAGGUUGACAUCAUUUUGCCGUACUGAUUUAGGGUCAAACCUUGUAUUGAAAAUAUAAAAAACAAAAUCAAUUUUGACAACAAAUGUGUCCCACAAUAAAAAAGAAUCUUGCUUUCUUUCGACUAUGCCACAUUAUAGAUGAAAAAAACUUUUUCUGAACUUCUUUCAUAAAUGUAUGUGUCAUAUGGCAACUCAUGUACAAUCUUAUAGAAACAAUAUUAUGCUACAUGUAUUGUGCUUUACCUUGCUGUGCUAGUAGUAGUAAUUACCUAGGUUUUCAGUAGCAGUAACCAGCAACUUUUAGUCAUGUCGCUCCGUAAUCUUCAUUUAAUUCCAUGUAUUAACCUGAUUACAACAUAAUACAGUAGCUUUCAAUGAAUUAUUUUGACUGUUUAUGUAUAGAUUUUCAUUAACGAUGAUUUUCAUUAAGAAUUGUUAUAUGACCCAACAAAAUAUUGCUGUGGUUCUGGCUACCUGGACCGACCCUAUUGAUAAGUAAUGACUUUUUGUUUUUUUAACUAUAACAUUGUGUUGCUACCAUUUGUACAAGAUACAGUUGAGAUGUAUUGUGUUACUUUCUUGGCAACAUUAAUACCAGAACGUGCAUUUAUGUAAGGCCUAAAAAAAAAAAUUGUUUGGUUAGGGUUACAUCCUUUUCAAAAAUUUUUUUUUUUUUUUUUUUUUAUAAGGCUUUAUAUAAGAAUGUCAUUUUCAUCAUUGGAGAAUGGUGUUCAAGUUAUCUUCUAUAUAAGCAAUUAAGGUUUUAAACUACAUAUUGAAAAGCAAAAAAAAAAAAGAAUUUUUUUUUUUUUUUUUUUUUAGUUUUACAUUUUUUUUUUCAAACUGACUAUAAAAACGUUAGGGUCGGCGCCUAUUCCGUAGGUAGGGUCGGGUAACCCGAACCAAAUGUAUUUUUUUUUAGGCCUAAGCAAUAUAUCUAUAUCCAUACUAACUUUGUGUAAAAUAUGAUAAUUUUCCAAAAUGAAAUGUUUUCGCUACCUUCUUAUCCUAUUUUUCGUCAGCCUGCAACAGAAAAGUAUUCAUUGAGCCUUCUUAUAGAAUAUAGAAAAGGAACUAUUGAUUAUAUGCUGUCCAGUGGUUUAUAGAGAUUUAUGAGUGAAAUAAAAUUGACAACUAACUGUUUCAAACAAUGAAAGUAUCAAUUUGAUAAUUUUCACUGUUUUGAAAUUUAAGCCAGCUCUUGGUUCCAAAUCAAACUUGAGAGUGCAUAGGGCUUGGACACCAUUUCACCAACAUCAUGUCCGAAAUGACAUUGGGCAUACAAAUUGGCGCAUUUUUUCUAAAAAAAGUGUAAUUAAAUAACUUGACUUCCAAUUUAAGGCACAUAAUAAAAAGAGAAAUUGUUUGUUUCAGUGUAAGAUAGCAAUAUAUUUCGCCUCAUGAACACCAAAAGUGAAUACUCAACUCAUUGCUACUCCACUCAUAAAUAAAUAUUUUGUUGCUCACUCUGUGAAAUAUAUUACCACCUUGCCCUGAAACAAACAAUUAUCAAGAAAUGUGUACAUGUAUUGUCAUAUAACUUCCAGUGUCAUUCACAGUGGCUUGAUGACAAAGGCUCAUUAAAGUCACAAUAAAUAAUUUCAAUUACUGGUAGCCAAAAUUAUAUUUUAUACAUACUUGAACAUACAAUGUAUUAUAUUGAUGAUAUACAUGUUCAAGUAUGUAUAAGAUAUAAUUAUGGCUAGUUGAAAUUAUUUUUUGUGACUUGAAUGAGCCUUUGUCAUCAAGACACUGUGGUGUCAUUGUCAUCUGUCUGCAACAUUAUCAACAAAUAAAUGUACAGUGCAUACAAACUCAACAUUACGUCCUUGAAUGGCAACAAUAUGAGUUAAACUCAAGGGCCAAACUCCAAACUCAAGACUUCAUUGUGAAAUUGCGCUGAUGGUAAAAUUUUUGAAAGAUUUUUACACAUCUUUUCACGACUUUUGUCAAAAUGAACAAUAAUAAAGAUAUUAUGGAAUAUUUGAUUAUUUGCAAUCCUCAGACUAAAGCAUUAGUGAAUAUGGGCCCCAUAUCAUAUGCCAAUUCUGUAGUGUUAGAAACUUUACCAGAAACAAGUUCUAGGCUGGUAUUCAUCGAUCAUCUUAGGGCUGCAUUCUCUCAGACUGACUGUUUGACAACUAGUUUUAUUUUUUGUCUUUUUAGUCAAUAUACAUUACAACCUCUAUUUACUUCCAAGAUGUAUAUGAUAGAAAUUACAUGUAUUUACGUUGCAUGGUAUUUUCUAUAUUUUGUUUGCCUAGUCAGUUCCUUUGUUAGAGAUUUACCCCCAACACGAUGAAAUACUAGAAUAUUGUUCUUGUUAAUAAACCUUUUUCUUUAAAAAUACAACAUUUGAAUUCUUAUAACCAUUUUAGGAAUCAGUAUCUGCUUCUAUGUUUUUAUGUUUGGUUAUGCAUAGACAGUCUGCUAAAUGUAUGUGUUUAACUUAAACUAGAGUUAUGACCCUUCACUAAGUGAACAUUUUCUUGCAAAAUA
This is a messenger RNA of Mya arenaria, 8695 nucleotides long. RefSeq lists its product as uncharacterized. Lineage: Eukaryota; Metazoa; Mollusca; Bivalvia; Myida; Myidae. Bases 144 to 5678 code for a protein of 1844 amino acids. The record is from RefSeq and is a predicted model, not a curated record. The transcript has 7 exons.